Messenger RNA from Hyaloscypha bicolor E, 1293 nucleotides. RefSeq lists its product as uncharacterized. The coding region runs from base 1 to 1293 and encodes 430 amino acids. The transcript is spliced from 2 exons. The record is from RefSeq and is a predicted model, not a curated record. Gene Ontology annotation, molecular function: DNA-binding transcription factor activity; sequence-specific DNA binding. NCBI's taxonomy places the organism in Eukaryota, Fungi, Ascomycota, Leotiomycetes, Helotiales, Hyaloscyphaceae. Gene Ontology annotation, biological process: regulation of DNA-templated transcription.
AUGGAUUCUGUUACGUCUCGAAGUGUGUCUACUACGCCUAAAGUGGGUUCAGCUAGGCGAUCCACCAGAAUGGUACCACUGGCAACAGGACAUGGUAUACAUUUGAUCGCCACCUGCUUGCUGAACGCGCCCACCUCACGAAUGAGCGUCUCUGAAAUUUACGAAUGGCUUGCUGAAAAGUAUCCAAGCUACCAAUAUACAAAACGUAACAUUCGCCAUGUUCUAAGACAUAAUUCCGAGAGAAGGAGUCCUAGAUUUGUCAUUGCUAACAAACAUCGCAUCGCGGGAGUGCCGAUUCGAUGGACUAUUCGGCCUGGAACAGAGUCUCAACUUCGCCGAUUGUUCGGCGGCCCUCCCACUGCCGAGCGUCAAUUUCCCCAAUUUUAUGGUGGUCUUUCUCAACAAAUCCACUGCGUCCUUUGCAACCGAAGCUUUGGUCGCCAAGAGAGUUUUGCGAGACAUCAACGACAGGCUCAUUCUAGCCAUGCGACCAUAUCCCCAGCUAUCGGCAAAGCCUCUCCCGCAGACCCGUCCGCUGCAAUUACCAGCACCCAGCUUGGUUGCACUAGGGACCACCAACCUUUAGAAGACGAGCUCUUAGUAAUAGGAAGCACGUUUGAGUCUACAGACAGGAAUGAGGCUGUUCAAAGCCCUGAUACAGCAAUCAGCAAAGAUGACGCUCUUCGACAGAGACUUCGAGACCGUUCCAGGGAGGAGUUCUCUGUCGAUAGCAUCGAUGGAAGUAGCCUGCACAACCUUCUUCCUCGAUCGAUAGCCCGGAAGCUCGGAUUACCUCUGCAUUUCGGCAGUAGUGUCAGAGUAAAAGUUGCCAACGGCACAACUCUGACCGAUCAAUAUUGCCAACUCACCAUCAGAGUGGCUAGUAUUAAUGCCGUAAUCGAUGCUUACGUGGUUUCCGAACUGUCUUCCCUUUUGCUAGGUUGGGAAUGGACACAACGGGUCAAUUUGUUGAGUGAUCUUGGAAACCGCACGUACUAUAUCCUUGGACCUCAUGGCAAUCUGAACGAGCUUCCCGUUCCUGGGCCCACGGCUGAGGCUGAAGACGAGACGGAGUGUGCAAUGGAAGCUGCUCUAACGAGAGAAGAGACUCUGCUGGCUGAAGAGACGCCAGCCCCUCCUGGGGGUGAUGAAAGGUAUGGCGAUAAGGAGUGUGAGCUUGGUGACUUGGCAAGCAUUGACACGUCUGCCACAAGACAAGAGAACAUGAGUGAUGCCGAGUUUUUUGUGGAUGCUGUCUCUUGUCAAAGCUCAGAUGACGAGCAAGGGAGCUAG